Molecule: messenger RNA, 2057 nt
Organism: Triplophysa rosa
Lineage: Eukaryota; Metazoa; Chordata; Actinopteri; Cypriniformes; Nemacheilidae
Biological process (GO): G protein-coupled receptor signaling pathway; cellular response to fatty acid
Cellular component (GO): plasma membrane
Molecular function (GO): G protein-coupled receptor activity
Source: RefSeq, a predicted model, not a curated record
AUGGCCAAUUUCAACUGACAGCUUCUUUUGUCAUUCUACAUUCUCACCUUCUCGAUCGGCCUCCCUGCCAACAUCCUGGCAUUCUUUACGUUCUGCCGAAAGGUCCACCGCAAGCCUACCCCGAUCGAUAUUCUCCUGCUGAACCUGACAAUAUCUGACCUCAUCUUCCUCACAGUCCUGCCCUUCAAGAUGAAAGAAGCUAUCGACGACAUGAACUGGAACCUGCCGUAUUACCUGUGUCCCAUUAUUAGUUUUCUUUUCUUCUCCACCAUCUACACCAGCACAUUGUUUCUAACAGCGAUCAGCAUAGAGCGCUACCUGGGCGUCUCAUUUCCAAUCCGAUACGCGCUAGGACGACGGCCACGCAACGCUGAGAUUGCAAGUUUUUUCCUAUGGCUUCUGGGCUCGCUAAACCUCAGCAUUGUGUACAUAGUGCCAAACAUCAACUCAAGUGACCCCGUGAGUCCGGAUACCGCGGCAAUAAUGUGCUACGAUAACUUCACCCCAGAGCAGCUGAACAUUCUACUUCAUGUUCGCCUGGAACUUUUUCUCGUGCUUUUUUGCAUACCCCUCCUCAUCUGCUGCUUCUGUUAUAUAAACUUUAUUCGAAUUCUAUCUAAUCUGCCGCACCUGGGACGACGUCGUAGACUCAGGGCCAUUGGACUUGCAGUCGGGACGCUGCUGGUUUUCACCCUCAGUUUCAGCCCGUAUAACGUCUCACAUGUGGUCGGUUUUAUCCAUGGUAAUAGUGAGGGGUGGCGUAAUUUUGCUUUAAUUUCCAGUACCCUAAAUGCGUGUUUGGACCCCAUCAUCUUUUACUUCUCCUCGGCCGCUGUCAGGAGUGCCAUAAGAGUAUGCGCUAAUGGUUUAAGGGACAAACUGCACAUUGUAAGAUGCAGACGGUCCAGGACUGAGGCCUACAGAGACACAAAUCCACCUAUGGAUUGAAGUAUUUCAAUAUAGGUCUACAGAAAGAAAAUGUAUAUAAUUACAUAGUAUGCAUGGACUAUACGUUCUGAGUGGUAAAAUAAAUUCCAAUACCAAUUAUGAGAAUGUCAAUUUCACUACUGGAAGUGAUCAGUUAUCUUUUAAAACAAAUUUAAAAGCUUAUUUAUUCAUGUUAAAUAAAUAUUAAUUUAAAGAAAAUUCUAAUUUUAUUCAGUCUGUGCAUAAAGAUUUAAUCUUUACUACCCAAGAGCACCCUCCGUCGUAAACAUUGUUUUUUUUUGGUGUACAACAACAAAUUAUAUAGGCCUAUAUAUAAAAAAAGAUUACAAUUGCCUUAAGAUAUGUUUCAUGGUAAAGAUAAAGAUAAUCAAAGAUUAUCGAAAUCUUAGUGUUUUUGAGCCUUUAUAGACUCUGCAUGUCCUCUUUAAUAAUGGCACUAUGUUUAUAAGCUGUGUCUGUAAAAAACAUUUUCAUGUUAUUGCAGUCUUGUACAUAAAUUGUAACGCUUUAAUAAAUGUUAUUAAAGCACAACAAUGAAAGAAACACAAAUUCAAUGAAGUUUCCAAAUUUUAUUUCAUGAAUUGUUGCUCAAUAUUUAUUAUACAUAAACUACACACAAACAGCUGAGUGCCUUUCUUCGGGUGAAGCUUCGAGGGUUGCUGCGUGUUCAGCUCCCAUACCCCCAAAGCCCAUUCCAAAGACAACCACGCCAGCUAUAUGCGUGUAUGUACAUCCUAUUGUCAUCAGGCUACAUGGAGACACAAAGGGUGAGAAUCCAAAUGCAAUCGUUUAUUCAGAAGUAUUCCAAGUCAUUACCCAUAAAACAUGCAAAAGUCCAUAAACAGGUAAUCAGUCCAACCAGAGCGAGCAAACAAACCCACAGGGUAGCCUACAGGCAAAAGCAGGGUUAACCAAAUAACCAGAACCAGAUAUACAGCCGAUGGUAAUGCUCAGAAAAGUAGCUGUAACACUGACCAGACUUAGUAAUGACUGCUAGAAUGAACCACCUAUAAAUAGACACAGUUAACAAUGUACAGGUGAAUACAAUGAUGGCUGAUGAGUCCAGGCAGAGGGUUAUGGGAAAUGUAGUAUGUGUUGUAGAGCUGUAA